Exophiala spinifera is the source of this 7374-nucleotide messenger RNA. RefSeq lists its product as uncharacterized. Bases 1 to 7374 code for a protein of 2457 amino acids. Gene Ontology annotation, molecular function: ATP binding; metal ion binding; 1-phosphatidylinositol-3-phosphate 5-kinase activity. The record is from RefSeq and is a predicted model, not a curated record. Lineage: Eukaryota; Fungi; Ascomycota; Eurotiomycetes; Chaetothyriales; Herpotrichiellaceae. Gene Ontology annotation, biological process: phosphatidylinositol phosphate biosynthetic process. Gene Ontology annotation, cellular component: fungal-type vacuole membrane; endosome membrane. The transcript has a single exon.
AUGGCGUCUUCUACUCAAGACAACCCUAGUCCCUCUGCCUCAUCCAUUUUUCUUCCACUUGGACGAAGGGGCCGGAGAGACUCCAAAUCCUCCUUGUCUACUGAUUUAGAUCAGGAUGCCCUCAACCAUGCCCUCAAUACCAUCCAUACCGCAGCCUCUCAGUCGAACAAUCUCACCGUCUUCAACGAGUAUACAGAUCCUCCCGCGGCCGCCUCGAAUCAUGAAAACAAAUCGUUGGCCGGUGAGAUACAGGGCGGGAUUUCAGGUCUCUACAACAAACUCAAGGCCAGUGUGGGCGCUGUGAAAGAAAGCGAAGACCGCCAUCAAGAACCAGUUGCACUGAUCCUUCCGGAGGAUUUGGUGGCUUCUAAACCGAGCUCUGGGCUAACGUCCAAAGCGCAGUCGCCCAGGCUGCCUGCUUUUGACUCUCCUGUUGCUGUUGAGCAGCACCCAUAUGCGUCCAAGAUGUCCUCUAAAGCGACAAGUAUAUCUAAGGUGUCCCUGCCGUCGACUCCCUCGAUCAGAUCGCCUACUGGUCAUCCCCAGCCUUCAGCCCACUUAGCUGAUCCUUCUGUUACAAAUGUCAAUAUUCAUGCUGUCGGUGCAGGGGGGCACUCAAGAACUGGGUCUGGCUUCGAUCUUGAAUCACCCAAAGGGGAGAGGAACAUGACAGCAGCUACCGACAGCGACGGGCUCCGGAGAGUUUUCUCGAAACCUAACACCGAGAGUACCACAACUGAUAGGACUAAUCGUCAUAUUACCUCGCCUCGACUUUCUGCUUCUCAAAGACCAAACUCCAAACUGGCUGUGUCGCACGAGCGCGGGCUAUCGUCCGCUUCCACGCAGAGCCAUACGAGUCAUUUAGACGCUUUGCCAAACUUACAACAAUCCACGCCUAGUGGAGAUGUGUCUGUUUCCCGUGUUACUUCCAGGCAGGACGUCACGUCGUCUCAGAAACACCACAGCAACCCAUUGGACCUGCUUGCCGAGAAUGCUGUUCAUGCUAGCAGAAGCCAUCCAGGGCCGCACGGAAAACCAAACGAUCCUCCGGCUCUAAAAUCACCCGUUUCCAUGACUUCAGAGUCACGCCCUUCUGAAAAGCUCGCGCCCCGAAUCAGCCAAUCCAAGUUACCAGGCUUUCGCACUUCCCGGACGUCUUCAUCUGAUUCCACGGUUCUAACGAGAAUGUCGCGUCCCAGACGAGACGACUCCACAGGUACCGAUUUGGAUGAUGGUUUGCGAGCUUCUCAAGCACGUCCUGUCAACCGGUUGAGGAGCAAGCUUCUGAGCAAGGAGUUCUGGAUGCGGGACGAGAAUGCCAAGGAUUGCUUCCACUGUGGUGAACCGUUCACAACAUUCCGUCGCAAGCAUCACUGCCGGACCUGCGGACAGAUCUUCGAUAAUAAGUGUACUGUCGUUAUUAGCGGAAGUCACUUCGGAGCCAACAGUGCUGUUCGUGUCUGUAAACCUUGCGAAUCCAUCAUCACUUCUCACGAUGACGAUUCUUCCGACUACUCAGUCGAAGAUCUAUCUCUCACAGAGGUUGGCGCACGUCCUCGUACGCCGGAAACAAAUUUUCAAACUCGGGUGCUUGCACGCAAUGAUGAUGAUAAUGCUUCUCUGGCUUCCCAAUCCUUGGAGCAAAUGUCAAAGACUCCUACUAUGAGCUUCCCUCUUCGGCGGGCGUUUGAAGGUGCUAAUCGGAGUUCGGCUGUCCUUGAAUUCGACACCACAGACCGUCCGUUGCCUCGACCAAGCUCGUCCAGGUCAUUGAAACCAACUCACUCUAUUGGUCACGGCCAUAAGCGACAUCAUUCUAAUAAGCACCAACAUAUCCGAAAUUUCAAAGCCUAUCACGAAGAUCGUGCACCUUUUCAACGGCGCGCUGCCGAGGAAGUUCUAAAAGAAGGGAAAUCGUCUGCUUUCCACCGUGACAGUAUCAUCGAUCCCGACCUUGCACAAUAUCUCUCUGAUGACCCAUCUAGUGAGGAUGAGCCCUCCAUCAACGACGCCAUAAGCGCGGACAAGCUCUCGAGUAGCGGGCCCAGCAACGAUAGAACUGCGAUCGGUGGCCUCCUCGCUGCCGUACGAAAAGGGCGAUCUCGAAUUGGCGAUCGCAGCAUUGCGGGACUCCUGAGCCUGGGAAAGGAUAACGACGAUGCCAGCGUAGUUGGCUCUCGCAAUGUUGAAUCUUUGAGAGGCUCUCGAAAACGAAAUCUCAGUGUCUCGAGUAGCAUUCACCAAAGGACACCUCGGACAACAAGAGAACGGUUACAGAUAAUCAUUCCGACUCAGGAUGAUGUACAGGACUCUGCGGCCGAGAGUUCCAGCAUCUACCGUGGGCGGUCACGGAUGAUCCGCAGCGCGUCUAUGCGUGGAGUGGCUGCUCCGGCAAUGGAACUCAACCGUGCCAGUAUACAACACGUACAUAAGCUUCUUCAGCAGCUUCUUAAAGAUGCUGAUGUCCCAAAGGUGUCGAGUUGGGAAGAUGCCCUGAUUCCGAUCCUUCUCAAAGCUACCGACGACGUUGAUCCCGAUGUUCAGGGCGGUGAUGACAUAGAUAUUCGCAACUAUGUGAAGCUAAAGAAAAUACCGGGGGGGAAACCAGGGGACACAGCAUACAUUUCUGGUCUGGUAUUCACAAAGAAUGUGGCUCUGAAGAGUAUGGCUCGCUCCCAUUCAAAUCCCAAAAUCUUGAUCAUCACUUUUGCUCUAGAAUACGCUCGACAUGAGCAGCAUUUUCUGAGUCUGGACCCUGUCAUUAGGCAGGAAAGGGAGUACCUGAACAAUCUUGUGGGUCGUAUUGCUGCCCUAAAACCGGAUGUUCUUUUGGCUCAGCGCAACAUCUCUGGGCUGGCAUUGGAUCUUUUGGAGAAGGCCAAGAUAACGACGAUAUUCAACGUCAAAUCGUCUGUCCUCGAAGCUGUCUCAAGAUGCACACGAGCUCGGGUCAUGCACUCAAUGGACAAGCUCACAUCACAGGCGGACCCCUUCGGCCGCUGUGAUUCUUUCGAGGUCAAGACCUUCGUAGCCGAAGGCCGAAAGAAAACAUACGUCUAUCUAUCCGGCUGCCCUCCAGCUCUUGGCUGCACGAUCGCGCUAAGGGGUGCCGAUCGGCAAACACUUACUAAGAUCAAGCACGUCACGGAAUUCAUGGUGUAUGUUGUAUAUAACCUGAAGCUAGAGACUUGCUUGAUGAGAGAUGAGUGGGCUCUCAUUCCAAGUGCUCCAACUGUGCAAGGAGCAGACCUUGUUAUUACUGGAUCAGCGAAUACAACUUGCAAGGCACCUUCGGUGAGCAAUGAAGCUCCUCAACCUACGAAAACCAGAGAAACAGAAGCAACCAAUGUUGAUAGUCUACCGAAGGCAGAAGCCGAUACCUCCAACACAGAGGCUGACUCCUCGGAAAGGGACAGUACUACCAUGACAGCCACCAGAAUGGACACAGCGGAUUCGGUCCACAUUCCGGACGACAUUCCCGUGCCUACGUUUUAUGAAGACCUUGUACUGAAGCAUGAAACCCGGAUUCUCUCCGCAUCGCCAUUCGUCAAGUUCUCGCAACCUUAUCUGUUAAUGCGUGCCCGUGAGUUAGAGAGGCGGGUGGUAUAUCUUAAAAGACUUAGAGACCAGGAUUUGUCUGCCGAGCAAGCAAUAGAAGACAAGGGCAAGACUGCCAAGUUUACCCUGCUGCAGCCCGAGAUGGUUCAUAGACCCUUAGCUGGAGCGAGCAAGAAGGUCAGGGAAAUUAUUCAUGCUGUUCACGACGCUGAGUACGACAAAGCCGUCUACAAUUACGAAACUCAAAAGAAGCAGUGGGAAACCUACCUUUCGGGAAACCGCAAUCUCUUCGAUCCAUUCGCCCACCAGAACAUCGUGGUGCUGUUCAGUCUCGUCUCCACAGAAACCUCUGUACCAUGCUCAGGACCGGAUCUUUUGGCCUUCAGCUUCUACAAUGAGCACGAGACAGAAGCCGAAUUUGAAGCCGACUGCACACUUGGGCAAUAUGUUGAGGAUCUCUGCUAUCGCGCAAAUGAGGCUUGCCAAUCAGAAGCUUGUGAAAAGAAGAUGCACGAUCAUCACCGACAGUACGUGCAUGGGGAAGCCCAAGUUACGGUUUUUGUACUACCAUAUCCCGCAAAGAUGCGUGGUUUCCAAGAUGUUAUACUCAUGUGGAGUCAGUGUAAAGUCUGCGGCGUCGAAACAACUGUCACCCCUAUGUCACCAAGUACCUGGAAAUACUCCUUCGGAAAAUACCUCGAGCUCUCCUUCUGGAGUGCAGAUCUUCACGCUCGAGCUGGAAUCUGUCCUCACGACCUUCAUCGAGACCACCUGAGGUACUUUGGGUACAAGGAUUUUGCCUUGCGCGUUCAUUAUGAUCCUAUCGAUCUUCUGGAGAUCAUUGUUCCAAGAAUGAGAAUCACUUGGAAAGUUGACAACGACCUGAAAUUUCGUAAUGAAGUAUAUACGCGGUUGGAACAGCGAAUUACACGAUUCAUGGUAUCCGUCAAACUUCGCUUAAAGAACAUCAAUGUCGAUGCUGUAUUACCUGAGGCUGCAGAGGCCUGUCGCGCUGAGAUUGAGAAGCUAACUAAGAGAGCCACCGAAGAACAUGCCAGCCUAAUCAAGAAGCUUCAAGAAAGCUACACAAAUUCAAGGUACUGGGAGACCAUCCCUUUGAACAGCAUCGUACGAGAGAGUCAAGAAAAGGUAUCAGAAUGGGACACUGUCUUUUCUGACUUCGAGCGGGACUUCUUCCCUUCAGAAAAAGAUAUCCGGAGACUAGCCACUUUGCAGCUCAAGAAAAUAUUCCUAGAUCGUGAUGUUUCGGUGACCUCGCUUACAACCCAGGAUGAGGGUCUGGCAACGCCAUCCACCGACGACAGGUUUGAUGAAAAGGAAGAAUUGGAAGAGAAACGACCCGAUAUGCUUGAACUACGCAGAGGUUCAAAGCUUUCCCCGGAGAAGACGCAGGAUGUCCUUCAAUCUGUCCUCAAUGAGCAUUCUAACCACGCAUCGACAGAAGACGAGGCACUAUUGUCGCCGGCAUCGACGCAAAAGGACGUCCAAAGUCUUCCUUCUGUAUUGGAUGGACCAAGGAAUAUUGAAGAUGUCAAACAUCUGGAUCUUGCAAUAGAAUUGCCGGGCCACCGAGAAACCAUUCCUUCCAUCGCUGCAGAGGAUGCAGCGACCGACGAGCAACGAGAAGCACUUGUCUCCGAACUUUCUACUACCCUUUCCCGAACUACUGAAGCGUCUGGGACCCCGGUUACCAGUCCCAAAACGCAGGCGAUUGAUAUGCCUGUGUCAGCUGAAGAUCACGCUCAAUCAUCGUCAGUGCGGCGAACGGCUGAUGGUCAAGUCACCUCUCCGAAGCUAUCUCGCGCACAUUCUCAGCCAGCCGGGGUUCUAUCUCUACGCCAGACCGCUGGCCAACCACCAUCUAGCACAUUGUCGGCAAUAAACGCUAUGAACGGUUUUGGAUCUUCCAAAAAUAAUCCUUCUUUGCCAGCAAUCAGUUCUGAUUCUAACCUCCCCGUUCCCGACAAAAAGCUUUCUGAACGAUUGGGACUCUCACAGCUCAAAAAGAAUACAUUCUCCAAAGGACAUUCGCUUAUACCACGAGCGAUCAAGGAACGAAAAGAAUCACGCGUGUCAAACCUAGCCAAGCAUUUCGAACAGCUUAGUCGCGAGUUUGAACGUGAGAGAAUUAGAGAGAGGAAGUUGAGGGCCGCUAGGAAUAGACAGUCCAGGAUCUAUCCAUUGGCAGUGUCAAAGCCAAUCGUUGAGGUCUACAAAGAUGUUGACGAGGCAGUUGAAGAAAGAGAUGACUCGGAUGAUGUCUUCGGUAUGGACGAGGCUCCGGACAUUGACCAAACGUCAGCAAAUCUGGUGCAAGGUUUGGCGCAAGUCGAAACUACUCAGCGGGAGGCGCACCCUUUGUUGACAACGGCAUCACCCGAUAACUUGGAGAAUGAGGUAGAUGCGCAAAUCUCGAGUCACGCUCCUUCUGAGAACGAAGAUCGAAGCGAUGUUGAAGAGGUUUCAGAAGAGAUAUACCUUCCGGACUCACCCGAAGACCUGCUACGCAUGUCCCAGGAAGAUAUGGAUCUCAAAGAACUUCCCAAACACGAACGUACCUCUCUCAUGAAGAUGUUGACCAAUUUCUGGGCCGAACGAUCAGCAAGUGGAUGGACUCCACUUGAGUAUCCUCUUGGAGCAUCAGAUCAUAUCUUUGCCGAUUGCGACAUCAUCGUUCGUGAAGAUGAGCCAAGCUCCAUUAUUGCGUUCGCCCUUGACUCGCAAGAUUACAAAACCAUGCUGCAGGAUUUGCAAAAUCGUCCUGUCCGCGAUAGUGUGCAUUAUAUGGGUGGACAUGAUCAUUCGGACGCUCUGCAGGCCGAUGUCAUGCACUCUCUGCUACGGAAGACUGGUACCCACCUAAAAUACCAGUUUCAGGAAGGGCCGGCCAAGAUGCUCUGCAAGAUAUUCUUCGCUGAGCAAUUUGACGCUGUCCGCAGGAAAUGCGGCGUUGCUGAUAGAAUCAUCGAGUCACUCUCGAGAUGUGCCAAAUGGGACUCGAAAGGUGGAAAGACAAAGUCCCUCUUUCUCAAGACCUUGGACGAUCGAUUCGUGCUGAAGUCACUUUCACCUAUCGAAACGCAGUCAUUUCUCAAGUUCGCUCCGAACUACUUCCAGAUCAUGUCCGAGGCGUUCUUCCAUGAGUUGCCCUCUGUAAUCGCGAAGAUGUUGGGCUUCUACCAAAUCAUCAUCAAGAACCCAGUGACGGGUCUCGAGUACAAUUGGUUUCUGUUGGUGAUGGAGAACCUGUUCUACGAUCGUAUUCCCACGCGAAUUUUUGAUCUGAAAGGCAGCAUGCGCAACCGCAAGAUCAACGCCACUGGCGAGCAGAACGAAGUACUCUUGGAUGAGAACAUGGUGGAAUUCAUCUACGAGUCUCCCUUGUUCACACGUGAGCAUAGCAAGAAGCUCCUGCGAAGCAGUGUUCACAACGAUACACUCUUCUUGGCCAGGCAAAAUGUCAUGGACUAUUCGUUGAUGGUCGCCAUUGACGAAGUAAGGAAGGAACUCGUUGUGGGGAUCAUCGACUGUAUUCGCACGUAUACUUGGGAUAAGAAGCUUGAGAGUUGGAUCAAGGACCGUGGUUUUGCACGUGGAGGGAAGAACCGGCCCACAGUGACAAGUCCUAAGGAGUACAAAAGAAGGUUCCGCGAAGCAAUGAACCGAUACGUGCUAGAGGCGCCCAAUUGUUGGCAUCAAUUCAAACCUGUCAAGGUGGAGAGGAGGAUGUUGCGUAUCGAAGGUGGUGAUAAGGACGGGGACGUUGGCGAGAACGAGGUGCAAAUUUUGUCGUAG